Messenger RNA from Venustampulla echinocandica, 1002 nucleotides. Its product is annotated as putative pre-mRNA-splicing factor cwc26. NCBI's taxonomy places the organism in Eukaryota, Fungi, Ascomycota, Leotiomycetes, Helotiales, Pleuroascaceae. Gene Ontology annotation, biological process: mRNA splicing, via spliceosome. The record is from RefSeq and is a predicted model, not a curated record. Gene Ontology annotation, molecular function: RNA binding. Bases 1 to 1002 code for a protein of 333 amino acids. Gene Ontology annotation, cellular component: U2-type spliceosomal complex; RES complex. The transcript has a single exon.
AUGUCACUAUCUAGCUACCUCGCAAGUAAAUAUUUAAACGCCGAACCUGCCACAUCUUCAUCGUCAUCCAAAAAGCGCAAACGCAAAGAGAAAGCCGCCUCCUCGGGCCUCAUAAUCGCCGACGACGACGCCCUGGGCUGGUCUAAUACACCCACCCAAAACGAAGAGGAAAACGAUGGGCGACCUAUAACUGUAUCCUCGGGCUCAGCGGAGUUCCGCAAGGCAAAGAAGAACGCAUGGAAAGUCGUAGGCGCGCCGGUGCUCCAGCCACAAAACAACGAUGCCGAAGCAGAUGCGGCUGAUAAGAUUAUCCAAGAAGCUGCAGCGGAGAAUGCGGCGGCGAUGCAGGAGGAUGAGGCGCCAGUGGUAGAUGGGGAUGCCGAAGGCGUGGUUAAGAUGGGAGAUGGGACACAUGCCGGGCUACAAAGUGCUGCUGCUGUGGCUCGACAAUUCGAGAAACGGAAACGAGAGGAAGCUGCAGCGUGGGAAGCUGAACAAGGCGGCAAGAAGGGGAAGAAGAAAGGUGCUGAGGAGACCGUAUACCGUGACGCAACAGGUCGGCGAAUCGACCUGUCUAUGCGCAGGAAUGAAGCGAGGAGGGAACUCGACGAACAGGCCCGGAAAGAGCAAGAGGAGAAGGAGGCCCAGAAGGGCGAUGUCCAGAGAGCCAUGAAAGACAAGAGGAGAGAGGAACUUGAUGAGGCGAGGUUUAUGCCUCUUGCGAGGACAGUGGAUGAUGUGGACAUGAACCAGGAGCUGAAAGAACGAGAUAGAUGGAAUGAUCCCGCUGCGCAGUUUUUGGUCAAGAAGAAAGAGAGGAGGAGUGUCACUGGAAAGCCAAUCUAUAAGGGUGCGGCUCCGCCGAAUAGAUAUGGGAUACGGCCUGGCCAUCGGUGGGAUGGUGUUGAUAGGAGUAAUGGGUGGGAAGGCGAGAGAUUUAAGGCUUUGAACAGGACGCAGAGAAAUAAGGAGCUGGAUUUUGCGUGGCAGAUGGAUACGUAG